Messenger RNA from Egretta garzetta (little egret), 2165 nucleotides. RefSeq names its product UTP23 small subunit processome component (gene UTP23). Gene Ontology annotation, cellular component: small-subunit processome; nucleolus. Gene Ontology annotation, molecular function: small ribosomal subunit rRNA binding. NCBI's taxonomy places the organism in Eukaryota, Metazoa, Chordata, Aves, Pelecaniformes, Ardeidae. Bases 1596 to 2027 code for a protein of 143 amino acids. The record is from RefSeq and is a predicted model, not a curated record. The transcript is spliced from 3 exons.
GUUGAGGGGCGAGGGGUAACGCCGGUGUGUGAGGGAGGUCUGGGGCGGCCUCUUCCCGCUCCCAGCGCCGGCUUGGCGAAGUGAGAGCAACAGAGGCAAGCUCAGGACUCUCGGGCAGGGAGGGAAUUAUGCUUGUGUGGAGUUUCAGCCUGCCAGUACGGGAUUGUAUCCAAAGUAGCUGCUCUCAAGGGAGGACGAGGGUGUGCUAGACAAAGGCGUGGAAGUAAAGCAUUGCACACUAAAUAUCUAGGUUGCCUUUGGUUUUACUUGACUUUUUAUAUUGCAUGUGAUAAAACCUCCCUCACUUGGAUUUCUGCUAAGACAGGAUAGCCAACUGCCUGUUACGGAGGCAAGUACUGAAAAUACCUGGAAGAUGUAUACCCUAGCCUACAAAAAUUGAAACACCGAGCCAUCUUGCAAAGCAUACAGAACUGGCCCCUGCUUCUAAACAGUCAAAAGUAUCGAGUCAUGACCUUAGCUGUGAAAGCUUCAGGAAUCGCUUUGAUCCAAACUAUAUUCCAGCCCUCUCUAAAUGUCACUUCUUGCUUCCUUCUUUCAGUGCUAUCUGUUGGUCUUUUUGACCUGUUUUCACUUAGGGCAGCUGAACGGACUCGUUUUCUCUGCCAUCAGAAUGCUGAGUUGGUGAGGCAGCACCUCAGUGGCAUGACCGGAGCUUCCCUGAGGAAAUGAGCUGGCUUGCUGUGAGAGUCUUUGCAAAAAGAACAGGCUCAAGUCUCCACAAAGACUGUCCUCAAAGGCUAAAUUUUCUUGUCUGGAAAGAAAAAUAGUUUUAUUUAGUAUCUUGCAGUUAUUCUGGAGAUAGAUGUAAACUAAAUGGAAGUUCCAAAGAGGUUUUUGGCAUGCUCGCUUCUUCUAAUUAAUUACCAUGCUAUCGUAUCCUUGAACCUGUAUUUCAAGCCCAUACAUUCCUACCGCUGUCUCCAUUUAAUAAUAAGACUCAGUGGACGAAGUAAAUUAGGUUUCACCUCCUGUUCAUCUCUGAGUAUACAAGCUACCCGCCUCCUCGACUGCUACGCUGUCCUCUGUGAACAGCUGCUCGUAAUGGCUGCUAAGAGGAAGACUUUAGGUUUGCUUUUUAUUGUCUAGUUGGAACGUCGUGGAGCCAUAAACUUCCAGCUUUUUAAUCAUAUGGACAAUCUUUUUUUUUCUUCUUUUGCUUGAGUCGGUUGAAUUCUGAUAGCAAGUUUGAAGCAACGUGAUGGACGCCAAUACAGAGUUUAACUUGCAUGAGCAUCAAUCAGUUUGUGGCUAAUUCAAGUAAUCUUAUUUGCUAAGGAGUCGUUCAUAUGCUAGGCGAUAUCCAAACAUAAAUGUAAGGACUUAGUAUUGUCACUGAUACAAAGCAUUUUUAAUUCAUUUAGUAUAAAUUAAUGUUGUUACUGGUUAAUCUUGUUUGGAACUGAGGAGAUCUUGCUGACAUCUUCAGAUGGGCUGCUGCUUACAGAUGUGUUCUAAAAGAACUCGAAUCACUGGGGAAAGCACUGUAUGGAGCAAAAUUAAUUGCCCAAAGAUUUCAAGUUCAGAACUGUUCUCACCAGAAGGAUCCUGUGAGUGGUUCGGCCUGUUUGCUUUCCAUGAUUGAAGAAGGCAACCCUCAUCACUUCUUCAUCGCUACACAGGACCAGGAUUUAGCAAACAAAGUGAAAAAGAAGGCUGGCGUUCCUCUCCUCUUUAUUAUUCAGAACACCAUGGUUCUGGACAAACCUUCUCCUAAGUCUUUGGCAUUUGUUCAAAAGUUGCAGACAAACCAGCUUGUUCCAGAGCACCAAAAACAAAGUAUUGUGCAGCUUAAAGAAAAAGAAGGACUCGCAAAGCAAGAAGGUGAAAAGAGAAGAAAACGUAAAAGGGCAGGCGGCCCCAAUCCCCUCAGCUGUCUGAAGAAGAAAAAGAAGAAAGCAGAGGAGGGUCAGGAGCCUUCUGCUGAAAAGAAGAAAAGAAGAAAACGAAAGCGAAAUAGGGUUAAAGCAGAAGCCGUGCAGUCAGUGCAGAAGAAUGAAGAAGAAUAACCCCAUCUUUGUAAACAAUGCAGGACUUGCACUUUGUUUGAACUUUGCAAAAUAAUAAUAUGCAGUCUCGGGAAAUCCAGUUGCUAACAUUAAAACUUUAUUUUUAUGAGGUGGUACUGCUUAUUACUGCAUCUCAAC